Molecule: messenger RNA, 1158 nt
Organism: Quercus lobata
Lineage: Eukaryota; Viridiplantae; Streptophyta; Magnoliopsida; Fagales; Fagaceae
Exons: 1
Coding region: 1-1158 (385 amino acids)
Source: RefSeq, a predicted model, not a curated record
AUGGAGGAUGUUGUGUGUGAUAGGCUUGACAAGAUGAAGUUGACUAUUGAAGAGGAAGAAACUAUAGCCAUUUCGGAUGAUGGAAGAUUGGAAGCUAUUGAAAGUUGCACUUUGAGUUUGGUUGGAAAAUUCCUCACAUGUAAGUCUUUUAACAAAGUAGCAGCGAAGAAUACGAUUAGGCGAGCGUGGGGAUUGAAUGAUUCAUUGCAGAUUCUUGAAGUUAGGCUGAAUCUUUUCCAAUUCAAAUUUCAGUCAGAGUUUGAUUUGGAUAGGAUCUUGAGAGGAGGCCCUUGGUCUUUUGAUAAUCAGCUACUAUUACUUCAGAGGUGGAAGAAGGGCAUGAUCGUGGGAAAUAUUCGAUUGGAGUCGGCAUCCCUCUGGGUUCAAAUAUGGGAUGCAACAUUUGAUAUGGUUUCCCCUCAAGUUGCAAAGGAAGUGGGGAGUCGUCUGGGUGAGGUUGAGGAGGUGGAAUGGAAGAAGCGGAAAGAUGAUAUCAGCAUGUUCAUGAGAGUUCGGGUAGCAUUACCUAUCUCAAAACCUAUUCGAAGGGGAGGGUUUAUUGCUAGAUCGGAUGGUGUUAAAACGUGGGUGUCUUUUAAGUAUGAGAGACUGCCCAUCUUUUGUCACUACUGUGGGAUUUUAGGCCAUGAUUUGCGGCACUGUGCAGCCCAUUAUGCAGUGGAGAAAAAGGGUGACCGAAUUGAGUAUCAAUAUGGUGAUUUUCUCAGGGCUGUGGGUGGUCGUCCAAGAGUUUCAUCGUCCAAAGUCUCAGGUCAGAUGGCAGGUACGGAGGAGGAGACGGGGUCUGCAGCAGAGAAGAGUCCGAAACAAGGAAUUCAGGGUGUUUCGAUGAGUACAACGGCGGCGAUAGCAAGAACGAAUGAUGUUGGCAACCCUAGUGCCGUUGGAAACCCUAGUAAGGUGAUUAAUUCUGAGGCCGUGAUUUCUGGAACGGUAGCUGAAAUAACGCUCAGUAAUAAUGAGCGUAAUUACUCCCAUGCAAAUGUGAAGGGCGCAAAAUCUGUUAAUGUGGAAACGGGUAAGGAAAAUAAGGAGCAUGGACAGGUCAGCAUUACUUUAAAUGGAGAUGAUGAGUACGUGGGAGCUAAAUUCAAAUCCACUGACAAUGAUUUGGUGGAUGUGUUGAUACAAACUUAA